AUGACGCAGAGUCUUUUGAUUGGAAAUUCUGGUGACCAAAAGGCAGGAGAGGGUACACGAAAGAGGUUGAAGAUAUCGAUUCUUCAUUUCGACAAUCCAGCUCUCAUCAAGAGGUACGCCAAAACUUUGAUUGGGAGGUGUAUGAAUCCAGAAGAGCAGAACAUGAAGGCGUUAUUAGUAAACCUUCCGAAGAUUUGGAGUUUGGAAGAUGGGGCUGUGGGGCACAGAUUUGGGAUGUUAUCUUUGGCGCGUUGGCAACCAAAGCAUGCUCAGCAAUUUCCCUCGGAAAUCAUGCUUUGGGUCAAGGUUAUAGGGGUCCCUUUGGAGUUCAGGACGGCUCCCACCUUUGAGAGUAUUGGUGAUGCUAUUGGAAGGACGGUAGCAGUGGAUGUGGACCAUGCUAGGGUUCAGGUGGUGGUGGAUGCGUUCAAGGAGCUAUGUGUUGAGACAAUAGUGGAUUUCACAGGGGGAGAAUUCUAUGAUGGUGAGGAAGCUCCGGUCUCGCUGAGAUAUGAAAAGCUCUUUGGUUAUUGCAAAACUUGCUAUAGUCUAUGCCACAAGGAGGAGAAGUGCCCCUUAGGCAUGUUGAGUUCAAAUAAGAGUCCAGAGCAAAACCGGGAUACUAGAGAUGGGAUUGGUGGCAAUUUUGAUGGCGGGAAGCAUGAUGAUAGAGCUCGGAGCUAUAGUGGGGUCCUUGUUAAUGGGAAUAUGAGCUAUCAGAACAAGGAAAGGGAUAGCAGGGACUAUUAUGGGAAGGGCAAGGGCAAGAUGUUUGAGGAGCCUGAGUCCAAAUGGGUAAAGGUGGCUGAGCGGGGGAACAAGAGGUCAUACAAUCGAGGUAACUACCGUGGAGCUUCAGAGAACUCUCAUUACAAACAGGGUAGAAGGGAGGAUUUAAGAGUGGAGAGUCAAGAGGGACGUGCUCGAUCAUCUUCAGAACAGAUAAGAGCCCCACAAGAGCUGAAGGAUACGCGUGAGGAGCUACCUAAGCUAUCGUUAUCUCCUUCCAAAGAGUUCAAGGAGGAGCCCGCAAAAACCCAGACGACAGGAACAGAGGUAAUUCUGGAUUCUGCGGAAGAAGAGAUGGGAUUACAAAAGGUCAAGGAUUUAGUAGAGAAUCAGGGGGCAUUAUCAGAUGAAGAUGUGAUGGAAAUGGACGAGAUUAGGGCCGCCUUUCUUGAGCACGGGAUUGAUAUGGAUAAUCCACAGGAUCUCUCUGAGGAGGAACCUGUAGGAGAGGCCAUUCUACAGGAAGAGGGAGAUGAUAUCGCGGAGGAGAAGGAGGAUUGCAUCAGUGUAGAGGAGAAAGAGAUGGUCUUAGGAGAACCGGUAAAGAAACAAGGUCUUCGUAAACGGCAAUUUAAACCAACGAUAAGCACAGCUGGAAGCAACAAGACGAGGAUUUCGAAUGCUCUUGUCUCUCCACGCAAAAGAGGCGUUGCUAAAACUUGGAGUCGAUAUGGCGAAAACUCCAAAACAUUGGAGGGUAAGGGUACUUCAAACCCGACAAAUGGUUUGCAAAAACAUUAA
Messenger RNA from Brassica napus (rape), 1530 nucleotides. RefSeq lists its product as uncharacterized. The transcript has 2 exons. NCBI's taxonomy places the organism in Eukaryota, Viridiplantae, Streptophyta, Magnoliopsida, Brassicales, Brassicaceae. The record is from RefSeq and is a predicted model, not a curated record. The coding region runs from base 1 to 1530 and encodes 509 amino acids.